GAGCUUCAAGUUACGCCUCUGAAGACAAAUGUUAGGUUACAGUAGGCAGUAAGGGGGGAGAGGAGGGUGUCAUGUAGUCCUGUUAGUAAACUGUUCAUUUGGUGUUUGUGGGGAGGAUGUAGUGGAAGCAUUCAGUGCAUGCUGCUGGAGCAGGAGGGGUGAACGCUGUAUGCGUGUCCAGGCACUGGCAAUGCUGGCACAUACAGGGCACAUACAUAUAUACACGCGUAUGCAGUCUAUAAAUAGAAGUCCCUGCCCUCAAGGCUCUGCAGACAGACACGUGUAGCCAGGGAGGCAAACACAUAAUACACACAUACACUCACUGCUCACCGCACUCACAGUCACAGUUUCCAUGCAGUUUCCAGCUCCUGAGCUCUGGAUGGAGACUGCUGUUGGGUUCUGCUUCUCCUGGUGGCUCCUCCUCACUUCGCUUGGAUUUGGAUUUUAGGGGGGUUGUAAAGAGAUGAGCUUCAGAAUGGCGCAGGUGACACAGGAGAAAAGCAAGAUGAAAGGAGCACAGCUCAGGGACAGAGCAUCCAAGACAUGGAGACGGCUGAAGAAGCGACUCUCUGCGCCAUUGGACCCAGACUUCGAGGCCAAGAAGGCUUGUGAUUGGUUGCGGGCUGCGGGAUUCCCCCAGUAUGCACAAUUAUAUGAAGAUUCCCAGUUUCCAGUGGACAUUGCAUGUGUGAAGAGAGACCAUAGUUUUUUGGAUCAAGAUUCCCUCAAAGCCCUCUGCAGGCGACUAAUGACACUGAAUUCAUGUGCGUCUAUAAAGCUGGAUGUUCAUGAUCAUCGAAAACAGCAACAGAAUGAAGACUCUGAUGAUGACGAUCAGUGUGCGAUCAGUGAUCGCUGGGCAUUCCAGAGGGACCAGGGGCGCUGGUCUCGACUGGACUCGAUUGAACUGCUGUCUCCGAAAUUUGAUGGGCCACCUACCAUUAAAAGCACAUCCAGUAGGGAUAGUAUCUUAACAGACCUAAGCACAGAACUAGAGGCCACCUCUCUGCGCAGUGUAGGAAGCAGCAGAGGGAUUAUGGACAUAGUAGUUACUCCUCCUGCAGAAUUGUCUUCUUUGCCUUCUUCCCCAUCUGCCGGUAAACCAUGCAGGAGCCUCAGCGACCAGUCUUUAGCUUCUCACCGUCGAGGGUUGAAGGAAAAAACGAAGAAAAGGAAAACAAAAGGCUUUCUAAAAAGGAUGGAGUCUUUGCGUAAGAAGGAUAAAGACAAAAAAGAUCUUACAACAUUGAUUUCUAAUGACCUGGAACACUCUGGGAGAGAUGGAAUACAUUUCCAAAACCAGUGUGGUGGUGAUGAUGAUGACGACGAUGUGGACAUUCAUUCAUAUGAUAAAGAUUUCCUUCAUCCUGGCUAUAGGACUAAAUGUGCAUCUAUUGACAGUAUCAGAAAGCCACAUUUGGAUGGUCACUGUAAAGGGGUGUAUUUGGAGGAUUAUGACCUCAUUGGAAAGGAUGAUAUGAAGCACAGGUUGUCACAAAAGUCGGAUCGUCUGGUAUGCAUCCCAAUGGACCAUAAGCCUGGAACUUUCCCAAGGUCUCUUUCUAUUGAAAGUUUAUGUCCUACAAACAAUGUACCCUUAGAAAGUUGGAAAAUGGGAAGCAAGUCUUUAGGAUACUCUGUGUGUAGCAGUAUGGACUCUCAUGGACUGGAGGGACGACAGAGAAGAGGAUCGUAUAGUUCAAUUGGAAGCCGUUCAAGCAUAUAUGACAACGUACCUGCUUCCCUUACAGGAAGUGGGGAUAUUUUAGAACAUGGAGGCAGUAGUGACCUUUUUGGCCAUUUGGAUGAUGUUCUCAAUCAUGUAAAGGGCCUACAGAGAAUGGUGGAGAUUUGGUCACGAACUGUGUGUCCAGAGCUUGAUGAAGAGGAAACGGACUCUGGCGGUGAACAGAUUGGUCACCUUGCUUAUGAAGAAAGAUCAAUAUCUGAUGUUGGCACUUCAGCCAGUGACUUUGACAGCACUGGCAAUUCUCUCAACGAAACAGAGGAUGGUGAAAUGAGAGAGAGAAGGGACUCUGGAGUGGGGGCGUCCUUGACCAGGCCGUCUAGGAAGUUACGCUGGCACAGCUUCCAAAACUCCCAUCGGCCAAGCCUCAGCUCGGCAUCACUGGAGAUUAACAGGCAAUCGUCCGCUCAGCUCAAUCUCUUGCAGAAGUUAUCCUUGCUGAGGCUGACUGCCAUCAUGGAGAAAUAUUCUGUACCAAGCAAGCAGGGAUGGGCGUGGACUGUCCCGAAAUUUAUGAAGAGAAGUAAACCUUUGGACUACAGGGGGAGAGCUGUGUUUGGGGUCCCUCCAAUAAUAAAUGUACAAAGGACAGGUCAACCGCUACCGCAAAGCAUCCAGCAAGCUAUGCGCUAUAUCCGCAGCCAAUGUCUCGACCAGGUGGGAAUCUUCAGGAAAUCCGGUGUGAAGUCUCGCAUUCAGAUCCUGCGCCAAAUUAAUGAGUCGUCGCCUGACAACGUCAGCUAUGUGGGGCAGUCGGCUUAUGAUGUCGCUGACUUGCUGAAACAGUAUUUCAGAGACCUGCCAGAACCCAUCUUCACCAGCAAGCUGACAGACACCUUCCUGCAAAUUUAUCAGCAUGUACCCAAGGAUCAGAGGUUGCGAGCAGUGCAGGCUGCAAUUCUGCUUAUGCCGGAUGAGAACAGAGAAGUCUUGCAGACUUUACUGUAUUUUCUUAGUGACAUCUCCUCAGCUCAAGAGAACCAGAUGACCCCUGGGAACCUGGCUGUGUGUCUGGCACCUUCUGUUUUCCAUCUCAAUAUUUCCAAGAAGGAAACCACCUCUCCUAGGAUCAUGCAGAAGAGAGGGGCCUCUGGAAAGCCAGACCACAAGGAUCUGAGUGAGAACAUGGCUGCAACCCAAGGACUGCUUCAUAUGAUCAGUGAAUGCAAGAAACUCUGCCAGAUCCCCCAUGAUAUGAUGCUCCAGUCCCGGAAUUCUUAUUUAGCUGCCGAUACCAAUCCUCUGUCUUUGGACGAUCUCUGUGUAGGCUCAGUGGGACAUGAGGCCAGAGAUAUCUCUUCAGUCUUGGACAGCAGCAUACAAAAUCUUCUUCAUGAAUCUGCUGAGCGUUUUAAAGGCUGGAUAACCAUGCCUGGUCCAGAAAACACAGAGUUGUCAUGUAAGAAGGUUGGUGAUGGAAAUCCCUUGCGCCUAUGGAAAGUAUCAGCAGAAGUGGAAGCUCCACCAAGCACACUACUUCAUCGUGUUUUACGGGAGCGCCACCUAUGGGAUGAUGAUCUGCUGCAAGGAAGAGUGGUAGAAACCUUGGAUCAGAAUGCAGAUCUUUUCCAUUUUGUAACAGACAGCAUGGCUCCACAUCCGCGACGGCAAUUUUUAGUACUACGGAAAUGGCGAACAGACCUUCCCAGAGGAGGAUGCGCAUUGGUCUCUACUUCUAUAGACCAUGCUACUGGCCAGCUGGAUGAGGGGGUCCAGGCUGUAAUCUUAAGCUCCCAGUAUCUCAUGGAGCCUUGUGGAAUGGGGCGGUCUAAAUUAACAUAUAUCUGCAGAGCAGAUCUAAGGGGACGUUCUCCUGACUGGUACAACAAGGUUUUUGGACAUCUCUGUGCAAUGGAAGUAGUUCGAAUUCGGAACUCAUUUCCUCCUCUUAGUGCUGGUGGGCCAGAAACAAAGCUUUAGAUACCGAGAAGUCUGAGUGACCAUGUUGUCGGAAAAAAUAGCGUGGAAAAACCUCUCAGCAGAGCUUUGGCAUGGUCAUUUCUGCCAACAUAUGAGAUGAUGCUACAGGAGAGUUUUUUGUCACAUCUACGGUGCAUGGAAGGAAGCAGUCCACAACAUAGUGGAUAAAAAUACAAAUGGUGGCAUCAAGCAUCCUUUGUUUGCUUGGCACGCAAUCUGUAGCUACAGAGGAUGUACAAGGUGACUGUUCUGCUGCCCACCUAAAGGGCAGUAUUGUGCAAGACUCUAUUUAAAAACUAUUCUUGCGCUGCUACUUGGGGAGAUGUUAACAAAGAUCAGUAUUAUGUGUUUUGUUUUUAUGUAUGUUCUGUUGACUCAGUGAUGCCAGUAAGCAGAGUUUGGUAUGUUUAAGCUGAAAUAUUCGGUAGCUGGUGUGAAUGCACUGACAUGGCUGAGAUGCGUAGCUUUGGAUGACAUUGGCGAGAUGAAUGUGAUGUAAAUGGUUUAUAAUAUUUAUACCUGCUUAAGAGUAGAACUGGACUUCUUGGCACAUAACAUGAACCUGUCUAUCCUCUUCUUCAGGAAGAGGGGUCUCUGUCUGGUUUUGCCAUUCAGUUAAAAGAAUAGGUUUGCAAAAAUAGAUCAAUUUACAACAAAAUGACGGCCAAAAUGAUCCUCCUGAUGAAUUGUGGAAACUUUCCCACAAACUACACCAUAGACACUUACACAGCAUUGUGGUUCACUAGAAGGUAGCGUUGUGUUGCCCAGUGGGAUCAUUCGAUUCUAUAGUCUAUCCCACCUUACGGAAAGUUCCAAAAACUCAGUUGUAUAAGGCCUUGAAGAAAUGUGAUUUAGUUUAGAGGGGACUCUGUGGCAGCAAUCUGUGUUGUGCUGCUCCGCUGUCAUUGUGGUAUGGCCACACUAGCACCUUGACAACUGCUCCUGUUAGCCGGGCUGCAGGGGCAGAGCUAAAACUGAUCUUUCUCUGUUGGUGAUGGCUGCCCUAUGGAUAUGUGACUGGAUGGCGUUCUACUUCCUAUAUAAAAACCUGCCUGCUGUUUCUCUGAUGUACUAGAACAAAUAAUGAGAAAUAAAAUGAAAAUAUAUUUAGUGAUACUGUAGUCAUUUUACCUUUUACUGGGACCAGGCAAUGCAGCAAAAGUCAUAGUCGUAGCUAUUCAAGUGUCAGCAGAGUCAGUGGACACUAGAAAGCUCAACAUCCAUGUCAUUCUGUUACAUGUAGUUAUUAAAAGCGUUUGUGGUCUGUCCUGACAUGUCUUUUUAGUGAAUAUUUAUGUUUCCAGUGAAAUUCCGGUUCUCCUUUUCUUAGACUUUUUUGAUUUUUGCUGUUCCUGGGAAUGCAAGAAUAAAUUAACAACUGGGCCCUAUCAUUCCCUUGUCAAUAUAAUUGAUUGUACACACUUUUACAUGGCCCAACGAGGCGUGAGAAUGAGCGCUGAUCUUGUUGAAUGAGACUUUACACAACUCAAUUAAUCUCAAGUCUGUGUGGCCCUUGAACUUCAUCUUUUGUCACAUACCUAUUUACACAAGGCCAUGUGCGGCCUAUAGCUUUGAAUUUAAUGGCCGCACAAAGGAUGCGAUCAGCAGAUGAACAAGCGCCUUCUUAUUCGUCAGCUAAUCACUGGCGCUUUGACACUGGGCAAUCAUUGAGAACAAGCAUUGCUGUGGACGUUCAGUCACCUGAUGAUCGGCCAGUGUAAAAGUUCCUCUAUGCUGUCACCACUAUAAGGGGUCAUACUCCUUUCUCAAGAAAAAUUGUACCUUCCAAUGUAUUCAUUUAUUUCCAGGGGGAACAACAAAGAAACAGCACAAUACAGAGUUA
This is a messenger RNA of Hyla sarda, 5510 nucleotides long. RefSeq names its product StAR related lipid transfer domain containing 8 (gene STARD8). Gene Ontology annotation, molecular function: lipid binding; GTPase activator activity. Lineage: Eukaryota; Metazoa; Chordata; Amphibia; Anura; Hylidae. Bases 464 to 3667 code for a protein of 1067 amino acids. The transcript has 14 exons. The record is from RefSeq and is a predicted model, not a curated record. Gene Ontology annotation, biological process: actin cytoskeleton organization; regulation of Rho protein signal transduction; signal transduction.